GAAGUUCUUCGCACCGGCGAGCUUUUUUUAGCGCCGAAGAACUCGUAUAUGGUUCAACAGCCGUAGAAAAAACACAGUCUCGUCUCUCGUUUCCUGAAGAGAACAUGUCGCUGGUGGAAGAAGGAACUGAUGAUUACACCCAAGACGGAACCGUCGAUCUCCGGGGGAACCCCGUCCGCCGAUCGAAGCGCGGCGGAUGGACCGCCUGCUCCUUCAUCGUCGUGUACGAAGUCUUCGAGAGGAUGGCUUACUAUGGAAUCUCGUCUAACCUCGUCGUCUACCUGACCAAGAAGCUCCACCAAGGCACGGUCAAGUCGUCCAACAACGUCACCAACUGGGUCGGCACCAUCUGGAUCACGCCGGUCCUCGGCGCGUACUUCGCCGACGCCCAUCUCGGCCGCUACUGGACCUUCGUCAUUGCAGCCGCCGUCUAUCUCGUGGGCAUGACGGUGUUGACCCUGACCGUCUCGCUUCCCAGUUUGAGGCCGCCUCACUGCUCGGAAGCGAACGUCGACAAUUGCAAGAAGGCCUCCACGUUGCAGCUCGCCCUCUUCUACGGCGCGCUGUACACGCUGGCGGUCGGGACUGGCGGGACCAAGCCCAACAUCUCGACGAUCGGCGCGGACCAGUUCGACGACUUUGACCCGAAGGAGAAGGGCCACAAGCUCUCCUUCUUCAACUGGUGGAUGUUCAGCAUCUUCUUUGGGACCCUCUUUGCCAACACCGUCCUUGUGUACAUCCAGGACAAUGUGGGCUGGGCUCUCGGGUAUUCGCUUCCGACCCUCGGGCUCGCAAUCUCCAUCGCGAUCUUCCUCGCGGGCACCCCUUUCUACCGGCACCGUGUGCCGGCAGGCAGCCCUUUCACGAGAAUGGCCCGGGUCAUUGUGGCUGCCGUGAGGAAGUGGGGGGUGGCGGUCCCGAGCGAUCCAAAGGAGCUUUACGAGCUAGACCCGCAAGAGUAUGCAAAGAAGGGGAAGUUCAGGAUAGACUCAACAUCAACCUUGAGAUUCUUGAGCAAGGCAUGCGUCCAAACCGGCAAGACUUCUCCGUGGAAGCUAUGCUCGGUCACCCAAGUCGAGGAGACGAAGCAAAUGCUGCGGAUGAUCCCGAUCCUGGCCGCGACUUUCGUCCCGAGCUGCAUGGUGGCUCAAAUCAAUACCCUCUUUGUCAAGCAAGGAACCACCUUGGACAGAAGCAUGGGCAGCUUCAAGAUCCCCGCGGCGAGUCUAACCGCAUUCGUGACCAUCUCGAUGCUCGUGUCUGUCGUGCUGUACGACCGCUUCUUCGUCAGGAUCAUGCAAAAAUGGACCAAGAACCCAAGAGGCAUCAGUCUUCUUCACAGGAUGGGGAUCGGCCUCGUCCUUCACAUCGUGAUCAUGAUUGUGGCGUCCUUCACCGAGAGAUGGAGGCUCCGAGUGGCUAGGGAACACAAUGUGGUAGAAUCGGGAGGACAAAUCCCACUGACGAUCUUCAUUCUGCUUCCUCAAUUCGUGCUCAUGGGAAUGGCAGAUGCGUUCCUGGAAGUAGCCAAGAUCGAGUUCUUCUACGACCAAGCGCCAGAGAGCAUGAAGAGCCUGGGCACGUCUUAUUCAAUGGCCACUCUGGGGAUCGGGAACUUCCUCAGCAGCUUCCUCCUCUCCACGGUCUCGCACAUCACCAAGAGACACGGCCACCGCGGGUGGAUACUAAACAACCUGAACGAGUCGCACCUGGACAAUUACUACGCCUUCUUCGUGGUGCUCAAUGUCCUGAAUUUAGCGUUUUUCCUGUUCGUGGCGAAACUCUAUGUGUAUCGUGCCGAGGUCUCGGACUCGAUGGCGGUGCUCAAGGAAGAAUUGAAAGGGCUUGAGAAGGUACAUAACCAGGAAUUGCCAGUGACAUAGCUCUGUGAUAGGUGAAAUGUCACGGCUCGGAUUUGUGCCGAAAAGACCAUGGUGAAACAAUGUCUUUAGCCUAAGCUCUAACUGGUGUUAGGAUAUCCAGAACUUUUAUGGCUCUUGGCGUUUACAUUUAUACACAGAUGAUGAUGAUUAUGUUUAUACUUCUUGGAAGAAGAUCAAGACACAAUCUUUACGCAGUCUAUUUGCCGGUA
Messenger RNA from Rhodamnia argentea, 2092 nucleotides. RefSeq names its product protein NRT1/ PTR FAMILY 5.2-like. Gene Ontology annotation, molecular function: dipeptide transmembrane transporter activity; tripeptide transmembrane transporter activity. The record is from RefSeq and is a predicted model, not a curated record. The transcript has 4 exons. Gene Ontology annotation, cellular component: membrane. The coding region runs from base 105 to 1883 and encodes 592 amino acids. Lineage: Eukaryota; Viridiplantae; Streptophyta; Magnoliopsida; Myrtales; Myrtaceae. Gene Ontology annotation, biological process: transmembrane transport; dipeptide transport.